This is a messenger RNA of Gadus morhua (Atlantic cod), 1343 nucleotides long. Its product is annotated as membralin-like. The record is from RefSeq and is a predicted model, not a curated record. Lineage: Eukaryota; Metazoa; Chordata; Actinopteri; Gadiformes; Gadidae. The transcript has 2 exons. Bases 210 to 830 code for a protein of 206 amino acids.
UGUCGUGGUGACGGAGGUGUCGUGGUGACGGAGGGGUCGUGGUGACGGAGGGGUCGUGGUGACGGAGGGGUCGUGGUGACGGAAGUCUUUGUUGUUUCCACAGGUUCUUCUACCUGUACCACUUUGCCUUCUACGCGUACCACUACCGCUUCAACGGGCAGUACAGCAGCCUGGCACUGGUCACCUCCUGGCUCUUCAUCCAGCACUCCAUGAUCUACUUCUUCCACCACUACGAGCUUCCUGCCAUCCUGCAGCAGAUCCGCAUCCAGGAGCUGCUGCUGCAGAACCAGCAGGCGGGCGCGGCCAACCAGACCGCCCUGCAGGACAACCUCAACAACAACACGCACCCUGCCCCCCCGCCCGGGGCCCCGCCCCCCGGGGCAGCCCCGCCCGCAGCCCCCGCCCCCCUCCAGCCCGCGGCCCCCGCCCCUCUCCAGCCCGCGGCCCCCGUCCCCGCCCCCCCAGGGCUGGACUGGGUCGCCCAGACGGCCGCAAUCAUCACAGAGGUUCUCAACUCCUCUGGCCCCACCCACCACCCACCAAGCCCCGCCCACAGCCCACCUGGCCCCGCCCACAACCCAGGAGGUCUCGGGAACAGGGGGGCGGGGUCAGAGUUCGGGAUGGGGGAGGGAGGAGGGUCAGAAGAUAAAAGUGUAGGCGGAGCUAGUAGCAGCACAGAGCUGUCGACCCCGUCCCCAUGCCCUAGUCCUCCAAUAGGAGAGCCUUUAAGCAUAAGCCCCUCCCCUCAACCCACAGACUGGCUGGCCACACCCCUCAGACAAAGCUCUGCCACAGACAAUGACCAGACGGAGACCCCCGCCCUCUGCUGAUCAAACACGUGCACACGUACGCACACGUACACACACGUACACACGUGACGCUGGGAUGCCCCUGUCCUCCCCCUGUUGCCAUGGUGAGGAGUUUGUUGGAAUCGGACUGGCCACCACUUGUAUAGUGGCCUUUGCAAAUCAUUCUGGGAAAUGGAGUGCCUAGGUGUCGCUGUGUGUAGCCGUUAGCUUAGCAUGACAGGCAGAGCUACCCUCAUACACUAAAGGGUCAGUGAAUGUCUAUCGCCACACCCAUAUGCUCCUGUAGGCCUGUUGCCAUAGAGACGAGGUGCCCGUCGUCGUGGAGAAGAGUCACGAAGUCUCCCAUCAUUAAAAUAUAUGAAACCGAUUCCUGCUGGUCCCGCGAUGAUGUGGUGCCUGAAGUACUACCACUCACCUAGUACUUCCUGGCUCUGUGGUGGUACUACCUGGCUCUGUGGUAGUACUACUCUUAAUGUAUUCUGAUUAUUUACUCCAGUAAACGUGUGCCGAUCGCCUUAUCUGCACUCAAAUGUC